AGAGCCAGAACAGGAGCCACACAGGAGCCCUGAUGCUGCAGUGAUGAAGGCUCUCCAGUUCAUCCUCUUUCUCGCCGUGUGCUUGUAUGAUGCCUACGUUCUCGCGAAGACCCAGGAGUUCUUCAUCGCUGUCGUUGAAACAAGCUGGGACUACCUGAACAUGGACAGCACUGACUCGGCCGCCAAUCAAAGGAGAUUUGCAUCUGGUGUCCAGAAAUUCAAGAAGGCCAUUUACACCGAAUUUACAGAUUCUACUUUCACUACUCAGAAAACAAAACCUCCAUGGGCUGGUAUUCAGGGUCCUACAAUCAGAGCAGUGGUCAAUGACAGGGUGGUGGUCCACUUCAAGAACUUAGCCUCUCAGAAUUACAGCAUCUCCCCGAUCGGGGUCCCAUACUGGAAGCAGUCAGAAGGUGCUGGCUAUGAUGAUUCCAGCUCUCUCCAGGAGAGAGAAGAUGAUGCAGUACUUCCAGGUGGCUACUAUAAAUAUGUAUGGGACAUUCACCCCAACAGUGGACCAACUUUAACUGACCCAGAGUGCCUCACCUACUCGUACUCAUCUCAGGUGGACGUUGUGCGGGACUUCAAUUCCGGACUCAUCGGCGCUUUCCUGAUAUGCAAGUCAGGUGCUCUGACAGAGGAGCGUGAGCGGAAGGUUCCGGAGUUUGUGCUGCUGUUUGCGGUGUUUGACGAGAGCAAGAGCUGGUACAGAGAGCUGAGCAGAGCAGAUAAACCCAGGAAAACGUCCAGUCAGCAGUUCCACACCAUCAAUGGAUACAUCAACUCCACUUUGCCAGGAUUGAAGCUGUGUCUGAAAAGCCCAGUCAUUUCCUGGCACCUGAUUGGUCUGGGCUCCACUCCAGACAUCCACACCAUCCGGUUCCAGGACCACACCGUAAAGGUCAUGGACCACAGACGGGUUACUGUUGAGAUAACACCCAUGACCUACACCAUGGCCUUGAUGAGGCCAUACACUGAGGGAAAGUUUCUGAUCUCCUGCAAAAUCCACUCACACCAGCAAGCUGGCAUGAGUGCUUUCUUCACUGUGGAGGACUGUCCUGAACCCGUGGAAGUGAGCGACAAGCGAACCGUCAAACAUGCUGAGGAUGAGGAGGAGGAUGAAGAUUACUCUUCAGACAAUUUUUUUUCCACCAUUGUGUUCCAACCUGGCAUGCCACCCUCUGUUCUGAGGUCACCUGGGAGGGGAAGACCCAAAGUCUGGGUCCAUUACAUCAGCGCCGAGGAGGUCACCUGGGACUACAACCCUCAGAGUGACCGGUCCUCGAGGAUGGCCCCCACGGUUAAACGCUGGGGUAAAGUGUAUAAGAAGGUGGUGUAUGUGGAGUACACAGACAAAACGUUCACUGUGAGGAAGAGCAAGAGCAACAUGUUGAUUGGUCCUGUGCUCAGGGGAGAGGUAGAGGACCAGUUCCAGAUCGUUUUCAAAAACAUGGCUAGUCGACCAUACAACAUUUAUCCAAACGGACUUGCCAGCAUUCAGCCUUUGAAGAAGAAAGGUAAAGAGAAGCAGGUGGACCUGCGCUCUCUGGCCGUGCCUCCAGGUGAGAUUAUGAUGUACCUGUGGAAGUUGACCGCAGAGGAUGGUCCUGCUGAUGCCGACCCACGCUGUUUAACUCGCCUGUACCACAGUACAGUGGAUCCAGAGAGGGAUGUGGCAUCUGGGCUGGUGGGACCGCUGAUCAUUUGCAAAUCACAGAGUUUGGACAAGCGAGGGAAAGUGGUAACGUCAGACAGAGAAAGACCCCUCAUCUUUUCAGUGUUUGAUGAAAACAAAAGCUGGUACCUUGAGGAGAACAUUCAGACCUACAUUCAAGAUCCUUCCAAGGUUGACCGCAAUGAUCCCCGAUUUUACAAAUCCAAUGUCAAGUACAGUGUGAAUGGUCUCAUCAAUAACAGCCUGCAGUUUAAGACAUGUGCUGGGGUAGUCAUGCUCUGGCAUGUGGCCAGUGUGGGCAUGGACAGUGGCUUCCUGUCUGUUUACUUCACGGGAAACCCUUUUGAGAAGGACAGAACGUAUGGCACUGUCCUCACACUUUUCCCCAUGACUGGAGACACUGUCACCAUUGAGAUGGAGACUGAGGGUGAGUGGGAGAUCGGUGCAUUUGAUCCUGUUUUGAAACAACAAGGCAUGAGUGUACGUUACUCUGUGAUGAACUGUGAGAAAAUACUCCCCCUGGUGGACAAAGAGUAUGACUAUGACACUGAGGAUUACAUAGAACAGAAUCUCUUGACCCCAAGGGGCUUCAGGGAGAGGAACCGGACGAUGGCCAUCCGGGUGUGCAGGAGGCCGCAGGGGAACAAUACCCAAACAGACCUCCUUGCUGGGGAACGUCAUAGGAAUACUAGCCAGGAAAGUGCAAGGGGUGGGAGAAGAAAGAACACACUGGUCUGCGAGAUAAAACUUGUCCCAGUGGAGGAAGCUGAGGAUCUGGACGUUCUCUCACAGGGUGGAAUUCCACAGGACAUUCUGGAUCAACUGGACAUGGAGAUGGGCAGAAGCUCCUCAAGACGUCAGAAGAGAUCUGAACAUCUUCUCUCUGAUUUUCACCAAACGGAUCUGGAACAGUCAAAUGAGACAGAUGAGGCAGUUAUAGUGGAAGAAGAAAAAGAUCUGAUAUCAGUGAAAACAAGCACUAUUACAACCUCAGGAUACAAGGACGAAGGUCAAAUGGAGACAUCAAGUCCGGGAAAGAAUUCUUCUAUUGACCUGUUCAAGAAAUUCAUUCAGAGGUCAGGGUGGAACACGAGUUCUGACCUUAGCAAACCACUUAAUGACGUUGAGGACUCUGAUGAGGAUGAUGAAGUUACAUUAGAACUGAAGUCUAAUAUAACAGAGAGGAGUCGAAGGGAGACAUGGGGUGUUGGUAAGGAUGGAGGUGAGAUACCACAAGAUGUUUUGAGUGGCAAUGACAUUCUCAAAGACUCAGUUCUAGAGGUGGACAAGUUGGUGGAAAGCUUAGAUCCUCGUGGAUACACUCCAAAACACUCACAGAGGAUUCCUCCUCUGAAAACUUUCCCAUCAAACUCCUCAGCCAACCAAACACAUCCAAAGAAGACUUUGGACGUGGAAUACGAUGAUUAUGAAAGUGAAGGGAACGAAUCUACAUUAAGCUUCAGCACCUGGAAUGAAAUGGACAUCAGGUCCACGGAAUCAAAAUUUCGUAGCUAUUAUAUUGCGGCUGAGGAAAUCCUGUGGAAUUAUGGGAUCGAAAAACCUCCUCAUCUCCUCAGUCCCAGAGAGAUGAAACAAGGAAAGAAGAAGUACUUUGCAGCCUAUAAGAAAGUAGUGUACCGGGAGUACCACGACAAAGAAUUUCAGAAUCCAGUGAAACGUGGUGAGCUGGACAAACACCUUGGGAUUAUGGGCCCUGUGCUGAAGGCUGAAAUUAACGAUGUCCUCACUGUGGUCUUUAAGAACCUUGCGUCCAGGCCUUACUCACUGCACCUUCAUGGGGUGUAUGAUAAGAUCACAGGGAAUUUUGGCCCAGGAGUAAGUCCAGGAGAAAGGCUGCGAGAUGGAGAGGCCCCGGGAGACCCGGUUCCUCCAGGGGAGGAGAGAGUCUACAACUGGAGGAUCACGAAACGACAUGGCCCAUAUUCUAAAGACUUUGACUGCAAGGCUGGGGCCUACUAUUCUACAGUCGACAUGGAGAAGGACAUAAACUCUGGUCUGAUUGGUCCUUUGCUGAUUUGUCGUCCUGGGACACUGCAGCCGCGUUUCCUGCUACAGCCCGGAGUGCAGGACCUCUUCCUCCUCUUCACCAUCUUCGACGAGAGGAAGAGCUGGUACCUGGAUUACAACAUCAGGAAGUUCUGCACACCACCCUGCCAGGCCAAAGUAGAUGAUCCUUGGUUUGAGUACGGCAACAGAUUUGCAGCGAUAAACGGAUAUGUGGCAGAGACUCUGCCAGGCCUGGAGGUGGCACAGCACCAGAUUUCUCGCUGGCACCUGUUGAACGUGGGGAGUGGAGGGGAAUUCCAUGCUGUCCACUUCCAUGGAAUUCCAUUCAGUGUCGGGAAAGACGAGGAGCACCGCCUGGGAGUUUUCAACCUUUAUCCUGGUGUGUUUGGAACUAUAGAGAUGAGGCCGACUAUAGUAGGCACCUGGCUUGUGGAAUGCACCAUUGGAGAACACCAGUUGUCCGGCAUGAGGGCCAAACUGCUCGUCUACAAUCCGUAUUGCAUUCAGCCCUUGGGAAUGCAGACAGGGUGGAUAACUGAUGACCAAAUCACUGAAUCUGAUCAUUAUGGUAAAUGGGAGGCGAGAUUAGCCAGACUUGAGUUGUCUGGAUCUAUUAAUGCCUGGAUUGGCAGUGACAAGAACUCCUGGAUCCAGGUGGAUUUGCUGCGGCCCAUGGUGUUACAUGGGAUCCAGACACAAGGAGUAAAGACCUCGAUGCGUCUAAGUGAGAUGUUCACAGUGAUCUUUACCAUCAGCUACAGCCUGGACCAGCAAACAUGGAGGACUUACAGAGGAAACAGCAGCGAAUCUGUCUAUAAAUUUAAUGGUAACAUGGACGGCUAUAGGACAAAAGAUAACCUCUUCACUCCUCCAAUCAUCGGUAGAUACAUUCGCAUCCAUCCAUUCGAGUACAGCGAACGGCCCGCGCUGAGGUUCGAACUUUUGGGCUGUGACCUCAACAGCUGCUCUCUGCCCUUAGGCAUGCAGCGAAGGCUGAUUCAAAAUAGUCGUAUCAGCGCCUCUUCUUUCCAUCAGAACUGGAUGCUGUCCUGGAGCCCUGAUCUGGCCAGACUUAACCAGGAUGGUCGUGCCAACGCAUGGAGACCAAAGAGCAAUAACCCUCACGAGUGGUUGCAGGUGGACUUUGCGGUGGUGAAGAGAGUGACGGGUAUUCUGACACAGGGAGCCAAAUCCAUGCUAAAACACAUGAUGGUCACAGAGUUUACGGUCUCUGUUAGCGACGAUGGACGCACCUGGUCCACCGUCACCGAGCAGGGAACCAAACGAGAGAAGAUCUUUGAUGGAAACAUUGACCAUAAAGAAGAGAGACUGAACCUGUUCGAGCCUCCACUGUUCACAAGGUUCAUUCGCAUUCAUCCUAAAGGCUGGAUUAACGACAUCGCUCUGAGAGUGGAGUUCCUGGGAUGUGAUACACAACAGAGACUGUGAGAGAGAGAGAGAGAGAGAGGGAGAGAGAGA
Molecule: messenger RNA, 5182 nt
Organism: Colossoma macropomum (tambaqui)
Lineage: Eukaryota; Metazoa; Chordata; Actinopteri; Characiformes; Serrasalmidae
Gene: f8
Product: coagulation factor VIII, procoagulant component
Exons: 25
Coding region: 44-5152 (1702 amino acids)
Molecular function (GO): oxidoreductase activity; copper ion binding
Source: RefSeq, a predicted model, not a curated record